Messenger RNA from Anarrhichthys ocellatus (wolf-eel), 852 nucleotides. RefSeq names its product phosphoribosyl transferase domain containing 1a (gene prtfdc1a). The record is from RefSeq and is a predicted model, not a curated record. Gene Ontology annotation, biological process: IMP salvage; purine ribonucleoside salvage; hypoxanthine metabolic process. Gene Ontology annotation, molecular function: magnesium ion binding; hypoxanthine phosphoribosyltransferase activity. Gene Ontology annotation, cellular component: cytosol. The transcript has 9 exons. Lineage: Eukaryota; Metazoa; Chordata; Actinopteri; Perciformes; Anarhichadidae. Bases 11 to 655 code for a protein of 214 amino acids.
CAACGCCGAGAUGAAAAGAGGAAUCGUGAUAAAAGACGACUGGCCAGGCUACAGUCUGGAGCUGUUCACUUACCCUGAACACUACCAUGAAGACAUAGAGAGUGUUUACAUACCACAUGGGGUUAUCAUGGACAGGGUAGAGCGUCUGGCCCGCUACGUCAUGGAUGACUUCGGGGACAACUUCAUGGUGCUGUGCGUCUUGAAGGGGGGCUACAAGUUCUGCUCAGACCUGGUGGAGUUCAUCAAGGUUCUCGGCCGCAACUCCAACAAGUACCUGGAGACCCGGGUGGAGUUCAUCCGUCUGAAGAGCUACCUGAACGACCAAUCAACAGAGGAGCUGCACAUCAUAGGAAGCAGAGAUCUGUCUUUCCUGCGUGGAAAGAGUGUGCUCAUUGUUGAGGCCAUAGUUGACACAGGAAAGACCAUGAAGGCCCUUCUGCAGCAUGUGGAGACCUUUGAGCCCAAGUUGGUCAAGGUCGCAGGUUUGCUGGUGAAGAGGCUCCCUAACAUGGCUGAAAACCUGACAGACUAUGUUGGAUUUGAAAUCCCCAACCACUUCGUUGUCGGCUAUGCCUUGGACUACAAUGAAUACUUCCGCGACCUGAAUCAUAUCUGUGUUAUCAGCGAGACUGGGAAGAUGAAGUACAAGGUUUAAGAAGCAACGCACAGUUUUACAUUUGCGGCACGAAACCGUCAGCGAUAAUUAAAGGCUCAUUUUUGUUUUUCCAUUUCUGUAACAGCCGGUCAUUGCACUACUUUGUUUAAAUAUGCCACUGUUUAUUAUCAUUCCAAUGUAAAUUAAAAUUGUAAGUGAUUUAAAUUGAAAGAACAUCCUUCUUCUCAAAGCACGCA